AUGGCCGAAGAAACGGCUCCCAGCGCCCCGGCGGCUUCGGCAGCCGGUGCGCAAAGAACAGCCGGCGGCAACAAUGCCUACCACAAUUUCCAUAAUGACUUCCUCCACAUUCAAGAUCCCAACGAGCGUCGGCGUCUCGCCCUCGCGGAGAUCGACAAGGCUCCCUUUGGUUGGUACCAUGUGAGAGCCUGUGUCGUCGCCGGUGUCGGUUUCUUUACCGAUUCCUAUGAUAUCUUCGUCGUCAGUUUGCUCAACGUCAUGUUGGGUAUCGUAUACUUCCAGUCGAGCGAAGGAAAACUUCCACAAUCCUCCGACAACGCCAUCAAGCUGGCCACCUCGGCCGGUACUGUCGUUGGUCAGCUCGGCUUCGGUUACCUUGCUGAUCACGUUGGCCGAAAGAAGAUGUACGGUCUCGAACUAAUUGUCAUUAUCUUCGCUACUGUCGGCCAAGCCCUCGCUUCUGGUUCACCCUCCGUCGACAUCGUCGGCCUCAUCAUCUUCUGGCGUGUCCUGCUCGGUGUGGGUAUUGGAGGAGACUACCCCCUAUCGAGUAUUAUCACAUCCGAGUUCGCCACUACGAAAUGGCGUGGUGCUAUGAUGGGUGCUGUUUUCGCCCAGCAGGGUAUCGGUCAGCUCACGGGUGCAUUUGUGAUGCUUUUCCUCACGCUCGGCUUCAAGCAGGCCCUCUCCCAAUCUCCCGGAAUCUCCCAAUGUGAUGGUUGGUGCGGUGUUGCUGUCGACAAGAUGUGGAGAGCUUUGGUUGGAUUUGGCGCGGUCCCUGCCGCAAUUGCCCUGUAUUACCGUCUUACGAUCCCUGAGACACCCCGUUACACAUUCGAUGUCGCUCGCGAUGUUGAAAAGGCCAAUGAAGACGUCAAGGCAUACAUGUCUGGCCAGCGCGAAGGCCAACCCGACGAUAUCGCCCGCAUCCAGACUCGCGCCGCUGCCCAGGAGCAGAUGACAAUUCCCAAGGCCAGCUGGAGUGAUUUCAUCCGACACUAUUCGAUCCCCAAGAACGGCUUGCUUCUAUUCGGCACUGCGGGCUCGUGGUUCCUGUUGGAUGUUGCCUUCUACGGUGUCUCUCUCAAUAACGCCGCCAUUCUAGAGACGAUUGGCUACUCAACCAAGGGUGCUCACAGCACAUACGACUUUCUCUACAAAACCGCCAUCGGUAAUCUCAUCAUCGUCCUUGCCGGCGCCGUGCCAGGCUACUGGGUAUCCGUCGCCACGCUCGACACUCUCGGCCGAAAGACGAUUCAAAUGGGCGGCUUCAUCAUCCUCACCAUCUUGUUCAUCGUCUGGGGUUUCGCCUACGACUACAUCUCGGGCCAAGCCAAGCUUGCCAUCUUCGUCUUGGCGCAGUUCUUCUUCAACUUUGGACCUAAUAUGACCACAUUCAUUAUUCCUGGUGAAGUCUUCCCCACGCGAUACCGAUCGACUUCCCACGGUAUCUCAGCCGCUUCAGGCAAAAUCGGUUCCAUCAUUGGUCAGGGCGCCAUCGCCACCCUCCGCCACCGAGAAAACGAAACCUGGCUGGACCACGUGCUCCAGAUCUACGCCCUGUUCAUGUUGCUCGGCAUUUUCACAACAAUAUUCGUGCCGGAGACCAAGCGAAAGACGCUGGAGGAGCUUAGCGGCGAGGACCAGAUACUUCCCGUUGCCCACCACCAUAAUGACAGUGCCACCGCCAGUCAGGACAAGAGAUCGGGAUCUUUGUAA
This is a messenger RNA of Xylaria bambusicola, 1719 nucleotides long. Its product is annotated as major facilitator superfamily domain-containing protein. The coding region runs from base 1 to 1719 and encodes 572 amino acids. The record is from RefSeq and is a predicted model, not a curated record. The transcript has 4 exons. Gene Ontology annotation, cellular component: membrane. NCBI's taxonomy places the organism in Eukaryota, Fungi, Ascomycota, Sordariomycetes, Xylariales, Xylariaceae. Gene Ontology annotation, biological process: transmembrane transport; phosphate ion transport. Gene Ontology annotation, molecular function: phosphate transmembrane transporter activity.